Messenger RNA from Linderina pennispora, 2667 nucleotides. Its product is annotated as P-loop containing nucleoside triphosphate hydrolase protein. The transcript has 2 exons. Gene Ontology annotation, molecular function: ATP binding; ATP hydrolysis activity; ABC-type transporter activity. The record is from RefSeq and is a predicted model, not a curated record. NCBI's taxonomy places the organism in Eukaryota, Fungi, Kickxellomycota, Kickxellomycetes, Kickxellales, Kickxellaceae. Gene Ontology annotation, cellular component: membrane. Bases 433 to 2493 code for a protein of 686 amino acids.
CAUUCCCCCCCUCUCCCCUUUUAUCAUCAAUAUUAUUGCUUUUUUUCAUUCUCAUUCAUCCCUCUUAACGCCUAGUCCUCCAGUGGUCAUUGGGAAUACAAGCAGCAGAGGAUACCCAGUCCUUUUGACUCUAUUCCUUUUCUCUCUAACGACUAUCGAAAAUUGCACAUUUCUUUGGUACACGCACUCUACUUCACCUACGCAAUCUCCUCUCCCUUUCCCUCUCUUUUUUCGGUGCAAUACUUCAUAUUCCUUUUACUUGACGAUCCAUCACUAGAGCAUAUUACCUGGAGUUCCUAUAUACACGAAAUUCUGUUCCCAUUCAAUCCAUAUCUCCUCCUCCAUUUUUGUGUAGAGCACAAAAAGCCAUUACCCACAACACCAAGACACUACAGGCAACCACAGGGAAGAAAAUUUAUUCUUCAUUAUUAAAUGCUUGGACUACAGAACAUGGCUAGUAGCAGCAGCGACAGCAGUAGUGGGUCGAGCUCGGCCAGCCAAGGCUUCAGCAGCACAUACGAGUUCAUGGAGCAGCCGCUGAGUCCCAUCGACUCGUUCAACCAGCGUUCGGAGCACAACAAGACCCUCGACAAGGGCGUAGGCACAGGAGGUGGGCCACUAUUGUCGUGGGAGAACCUGACGUACAGCGUCAAGGUGCGCGAAAAGAAGAAGAUGCACAUGCGCACAAUCCUGCACGGCAUCAGCGGCGAAAUCUACCCGGGUGAAGUGGUCGGGCUUCUGGGGCCGUCGGGGGCGGGCAAGACGACGCUGCUGAAUGUGCUCGCAGGGCGUAUCGAGGGCGGAGUGUUGAACGGCAAGGUUCUUUUCCGGGGCAAGAAGCGGGUGCCCGGGGUGUUCCGCCGCAAGGUCGCGUAUGUGGAGCAGGAGGACGUGAUGUUCCCGAUGCUGACAGUGGAGGAGACAAUCAUGUUUGCGGCGCGCCUGCGGCUGUCGAACAAGCAGUAUUCGCAAUUGCAGAAGGUAGAGCGGGUGGCUAGCGUGAUUCAGCAGCUGCGGCUCAGCCACGUCAAGAGCUCGCCGAUCGGCGAUAAUCUGAACCGGGGUGUUUCCGGCGGCGAGAAGAAGCGCGUCAGCAUUGGCGUCGGCAUGGUGACCGACCCGGAUAUGCUGGUGCUGGAUGAGCCGACUUCCGGCCUGGACAGCAACUCGGCGGAGAUGGUGGUGGAGCUGGUGCGCGAUAUCACACGGUCGCGCGGGAUCGCCUCGGUGAUGACGGUGCACCAGCCCAACUCGAACAUGCUAAGGUGCUUUGACCGGCUGCUGCUGGUGUCGCAGGGCCAUUUGGUGUAUUUUGGCUCAGCAGAGGCUGCCAUCCAGUACUUCGAGUCCAAGGGCUUCCCGUGCCCACUCAGGCAGAACCCGGCGGACUUUUUUAUCGACGUGAUGUCGCUCAACAACCGGUCGCCCGAGGAGCUCGAGGAGAGCCGUAGGCGCAUUGCGUUCCUGGCACAGUCGUUCGGCGAGGCCAUGCAUCCGACAGCCAAGCUCUCGCUGUCAUACGGCGGUAUGUACGAGAAAAUGCCGGCCAGUCCGCAGGACCCCGGGACCGGCAUCUUGACGCACGGCACAUUGUCGGGCAGCGCGCUGGAAUGGGGCAUGACGGCUGACGAGACGCCGCCGGAGCGCAUCAACUGGUUCUACGAGCUGCAGACAUUGAUAUACCGCGACAUUCUGACCACAGUGCGGCACCUUUCGUUUGCCAGCGCGGUCGGGAUCAACUCCAUCUCGGUGCUGCUGCUGCUUGGCCUGCUGUUCUACAAGAUCGGCAACGAGGUGACGUCGAUCCAGAACCGCAUUGGCCUGUUUUUCUCGCUGACGAUGAACUCCACGUACGGCAUCAUGUCGCACUAUCUGUACGUGUACUUCAAGUCCAAGGACAUCAUGCUGUCGGAGCGCGGCUCGGGCUCGUACCGGAUGUCGACGUUCUACAUAUCCAAGCUGGUGGUGUAUUUGCCGAUCGCGGUUCUGUCGAGCUGGGUGUACUUUAUCGGCAUAUACUUCAUGGCCGGGCUGCAGCCGGGCGCGGCCAAGGUGUUUACAUCGCUGAUGCUGUUUACGGUGCUGCUGGUGGUGACCAUGGGCGUGACGCUGAUGGUCGGGUCGUUUAUCAGCACAUAUGACCUGGCAUCGGUGGUCUGCGCAAUGAUUGUCACGACGUGGGUGAUAUUCGGCGGCCACCUGGCCAAUGCCGGCGAGCUGCUGGCGGUCAUUUCCUGGAUGCAGUACAUUUCGCCAGCAUUCUACGCAUACGAAGGCAUGGUGGCGACGGAGUUCAAUGGGCUGAAGCUGCAUUGCCAGGCGAACAACGGGCUGUGCAUGGCGCGUGGCGAGGACGUGGUGAAGCUGUACAAGCUGGACCAGUUCACAGUGGGCCAGUGUGCCGUGAUUGUCUUUGGCAUGGCCGUUGCUUACAAUGUCCUUGCAUACAUGUCGCUGCGGUGGAAGGCCAAGCCCAAGUACCUGUGGGUGUAGGGUGUUUUUCAACAGCUACAAGUUUUUCAAUAUAUUUCUCCUUCAAAUGCUGACCAAAAACAUUGUGUGCCUAGUCCUUCGACAGGUCAGCCAGUGCCGCAGCGUUCUUUUCCCAGUUCUUGCCGUCGAAACGGCAGGACCUCGAAGCUCCGCACGUUGUCCUUGCCCGUCAGC